AUGAAACUCACCCCCCUCGUCACCCUCUUGGGGGUCUUUUUGGCUUGGGCGACCUACAAGAUCUAUGCUGGCUUUAGGAGCAAUAUUGCCAAAGCUCGGAAAACAGGGUAUCCCGUUCUUGUUACGCCAAUCUACCCCCUCUCCCCCCUCUGGCUCACAACCCGGCACUUCCUCCUCCCCAUCCUUACUCGUCUGCUCCCUGAGCGGCUCUACGCCUCUUAUGUCUUCGUCAUGACGCCCGACUGGGAAUACCACCCUUCUCCGCGCUCGCAUUUCACUCGUCUGGGAAGCGACACGUUUGUCGUGGCCAGCUGGAACGGGCUGGCGUGCUACACCUCGGAUGCGGCCGUCAUAUCCCAGGUGAUGAGCAGACGGGAGGCGUUCCCCAAGGAUACAAGGCAGUAUGGGAUUUUGGAGAUCUUUGGGAGUAAUGUGGUGACGACGGAGGGACAGGUGUGGAGGAUGCAUAGGAAGGUGACGAGCGCGAGCUUCAAUGAGCGGAAUGCGGGACAUACGUUUCGGGAGGCGGUGAGGCAGACAAGGGGGAUGGUAGGCGGGUGGUUUUCGUCUUCUUUUUCUGGUUCGCAAGAAGAGGGGCGGCGGGGCGGAGAAAAUGAUGUGGAGGAAAUGACGGGCAUUAUUACGACUCUGGAGCACGAUACCAUGCGCUGGGCGCUAAACAUUAUCGGGUACGUCGGCUUUGGGUUGAAGCUGCUUUGGCCGCACGAGUCCAUGCCUGUGGACAUGGAUCCGAAGCUGGCCAAGUACGGGAGUUUGCAGCCGCCCAGCGGGUAUUCGAUGACGUUUGCGGAUUCGUUGGCGACGGUUUUGGAGAGGAUCGUGAUCUUGUUGCUGAUUCCUUCGGCGGUCCUCAAGCGGAUUCCCGAACGGUGGGGAUCGUGGGGAGCAAAGUUGCAUGAGGCGUGGGAAGCAAAGGUGAACUAUUCCAAGUACAUGAACGCCUUCCUGACGGAGAAGGUGCAGGAUAUUCGGGCGGGAGUGCAGGAGAGGGAGGGGAUGAAUAUCAUGGGUCAGCUGGUCAGGAGUAAGUAUGACCCGUCUUCCUCGGAGAAGAACGACGGCGCGACGAUGAAGCUGGAAGACAGCGAGAUCAUGGGUAACGCUUUCAUCAUGACCCUUGCUGGACACGAAACAACCGCCAAUGUCAUCCACUUUACCAUCGUCGAGCUGGCUGUGCACCCCGAAGUGCAGCGGCGGGUGCAGCGAGAUAUCGACGCUAUCUUUGGGCGCGACUCCGACCCGGAGACAUGGGACUACGAGAAGAGCAUCAACGCCUUGCUUGCCAGCUACAUCGGGGCUGUGAUCAACGAGACCCUGCGCCUGAUUCCGCCCGUGGUGGUGACGCCCAAGCGAGUAGCGGAUACCGACCAAUGGGUACAAGACGGAGGACAAAGGCAUCAGAUGCCCGCUAUGAUGCCUAUCAUGCCUGUUAUAUCGGCUGUACAAAGGAGUAGGCGCUAUUGGCCUGCUCUUCAUGACAAGACAACCAAGGAAGGAGACGCGGAUGAUCUGGACGAGUGGCAUCCCGAUAGGUGGUACUUGCCUUCCAUGUCUCAGGGGCAACCAUCAACCGACGACGAAAAAGGGGAGGCGAAACAGCAAGAAGAGAAUUACGGCGGAUACCAAGGCACCGACACCUCGCCCACGCUUUUUCGGCCCGUGAGGGGGUCGUUCAUUCCCUUCUCUGAUGGCGCGCGUUCCUGUCUGGGAAGGAGGAUUGCCAUGGUGGAGAUGGUCGCUGCCAUUGCGGUGCUGUUUCAAAAGUACUCGGUUGAGCUGGCGGUGGAUGCGAGUGAUGAAGAGGUGCAGAUGAUGGUACCGGAGCAGAGGAGGCACGUGUAUGCAAAGGCGCAGGAGAAGGCGAAGGAGACGGUUCAGCAGGCGCGAUCGGUGGUGACGCUCAAAUUGACCGGGGGGAGGCAUGUGCCGGUGAGGUUUGUGAGGAGAGGGAAGGAGAGGUUUAUGGGAAAUGAGAGGCUAUGUUAG
Neurospora hispaniola is the source of this 2007-nucleotide messenger RNA. RefSeq names its product cytochrome P450. NCBI's taxonomy places the organism in Eukaryota, Fungi, Ascomycota, Sordariomycetes, Sordariales, Sordariaceae. Bases 1 to 2007 code for a protein of 668 amino acids. Gene Ontology annotation, molecular function: monooxygenase activity; oxidoreductase activity, acting on paired donors, with incorporation or reduction of molecular oxygen; iron ion binding. The record is from RefSeq and is a predicted model, not a curated record. The transcript is spliced from 2 exons.